UAUAUUACAACAAACAAAGUAACAUACACGCACGCAGACAUGAUUGAAUAGCGAUAAUAAUCCCCUUUCUUUCUUUCGUAUUAUAUUCAUUUUCCAGUUCCGAAUAGAAGCGGAAGAAUUAGUAAGUAGCAGUCGUAGUAGUAGAGAUCAUGACGAUUGUCCCACUUAUAUGAUCGAAGAAGAAGGGCUUUGCUUCUUCCAAUUUCGUGAAAAAGCCCUAAAAAUUGAGGAUUAUAUAAAGGCCAAAAUCCGAAGUCCAGCCAUGGAUAAUGGAUACGACGGGAAACUGGCCGAGAAAUUCUCGGGUUUGAAGUUAGGGUUAGGGUUAGGGAUGGGCUCCUCUAUUGGCGAUCCUUCGUCCGAUGAUAACGCCAAUAAUCCCAAUGACAGUAGUUUGUUUCAGGUCAUGAAAGCCGUUGAAGCUGCCGAAGCCACCAUCAAGCAACAGGUCGAUGAGAAUAACCGAUUAAGGGCAGAGCUCCAACAUAAGAGUCUCCUCCUCCAGAAAUAUAAACUAGAUGAAUCAGGGUCCCUAAGGUCUCAUUCCGGUGCUGCGCAUGGCCAUGGAUCUUAUGAAUCUCCCCCGUCAGCUCCCUUUGUUAAAAGUCAACAAGACAGGGAUAAGAGCAUGAACAACACUUCUGCUGUUAGCCUACCUGGCACAUUGGUUGUUCAUCAUGAUGUGAAGCCAAAUAAUGAUGUUACUACACAAAGUCACGCAGAACCCCACUCUGACACCAGUAAGAUCAACGGGACAGUUAAAUUACAUCCUGGUGGUCACCCACCUGUGGAUAAUGCUGGAUUCUCUGCUUCAUCUACGACAUCGUUUUCCCCAGGAAGGUUCCAAAUGGAAGGAGAUUAUGAUUCCCGUUUCAAUUUGUCUGGACAAGGUUUGAUGCCGAUGACUGAAAUAAAUAAUUCUACUAGCCUCUGGAAGCAGGAUCUUACUCCUAAGAUUAGAGAGCACGAAGAAGAGAUUAUGCAAUUGCGGAAACACCUUGCUGAUUAUUCGAUAAAGGAGGCACAGAUACGCAACGAAAAGCAUGUUUUGGAAAAGAGAAUUGCUUAUAUGCGCCUGGCCUUUGAUCAGCAGCAACAGGACCUUGUUGAUGCUGCUUCUAAAGCUCUUUCAUACAGACAGGAUAUUAUUGAAGAAAACAUACGUCUUACAUAUGCAUUACAGGAUGCACAACAAGAAAGAUCGACAUUUGUUUCAUCAUUGUUGCCUCUUCUUGCAGAGUAUUCUCUGCAGCCGCCUGUUCCUGAUGCCCAAUCAAUUGUCAGCAAUGUCAAGGUUCUGUUUAAACAUUUGCAGGAGAAGCUUUACCUUACUGAGUCAAAGCUAAAGGAAUCUCAAUAUCAAUUGACCCCUUGGCGGUCAGAUGUCAACAACUCAAAUAUUGCCCCACCUUCGCCGUCUCACUCCAUAAGUGCAGCGUUGGCACCUUCAAACAUGAGUGGGCUUGAAUUAGUUCCUCAGCUGAAUUACACACCUGGAACUGGAAAAGAGCUGCUCUCUAACUCUGAUGCUCAGACAACUGCAGAAUGGGAUCUACUGGAUCGUCAUCAAAGUGGCACUGUUGGUGUUGCAACUAAUCACAUGGAAUCCGAUGACUUGGGGAGGUAUUCACCUCUUGCAAGCAGGACUUCUUUAGCUCAAGAUAUACCUACACAAAUAACGUUAAGUCAUGGUGAUGCACAUGUUGCUCAGUAUACUGAAGACUCCGCCAAUAAACAGGUCACAUUUCGUGACCCUGUGAGCCAUGGUGAGAUGGAUGAGCGAGGUGCUGAAGGAAACCAGAAUGAGAGAGAAUCAUCGGCUAAUUGGACUUCAGGAAACUCUCCUUACACGACAACACUCGAGGACCCCAGCUCCUCAUAUCCUUAUCUGCCACCAGUUUUAGAAGAACCUUCUUCCUCAUUUUCAGAGGCUGCAGAUGAUGAUCCCUUACCAGCAAUAGAUGCCCUCCAGAUUUCAGGUGAGGCUUAUCCAGGACAUGAGCUUCAAGCAUGUGGCUAUUCAAUCCAUGGAACAACCAGUUGCAAUUUUGAGUGGGUACGUCAUCUGGAAGAUGGAUCUGUUAAUUAUAUUGAGGGAGCAAAGCAACCUAAUUAUCUUGUUACGGCUGAUGAUGUUGAUACAUACCUUGCUAUUGAAGUCCAGCCUCUGGAUAAUAGGAAGCGUAAGGGUGAGCUUGUAAAGGUUUUUGCCAAUGGGAAGGAAAAAAUCACUUGUGAUUCUGAUAUGCAAAACCAUAUAGAGAAGACUCUUCAUAAUGGCCAAGCUUCGUACAAAGUCCUGUAUUCGAGUGGAUAUCUAGAUAUAUGGGAACCAGCUACAUUGGCAAUCAAGAGGGACGCCUACAGUAUUAAGUCCAGUAGCGCCAAUGGUGUUGUACUUACAGAAAAGUUUUCACCGUCCACAAUUGUUGCAAUUCCUUAUGGAAGUCUGACAGAAUUCAAUAUAACUGGUCUUGGUGGUGUUGAGCAUCUAUUGAAAAUAGAUAACAGUGCAGAUAUUAGCUGCUCUAGAGAUACAAUUGUGCUCGCCUUGAGACUUUUCAUUCGUAGGCAGGCUAGUGAAAGAAGAAAAGGAAAAGGAAAGAAAAGGGGUCUAUUCUUUAACAAGUAGAGCAAUUAUUUCUUCCAUCAAUAUGGUUCGUGUUCAGGCGCUUUAGUCCCAGCCAAAAAAAUCAUUGAGGUCCACUCUCCCAUCGAGUAUUGGUGUGUGCUGUUUUGAGAUUUCCCGAGAGCAUUAUUAUCAUAGGCACGAAAGAUUUUGUGCUGCAAUUGUAAUCCCUUGCAACUAUUAAUUUUCUAUUUUAGGUCCAUUUUGCUUAAUUUUUUAACUCCCCCCCUUCUCUCUCUAGUACACUUGAACUAACGUAGUGCUGGUUCUAUCCAGCGGUCUUAAUUGGUACGAGUACAGCCACAUUUAGCAUGGAGAAAUAUUAUGACCCUCGUUAAAAAAAAAAUCGAUAUAUACUUUUUUUUUCUUAAAUGACUGGACUAAAUGUCUACAGUAAUAAAAAUAUAAUUUCUAAA
Humulus lupulus (European hop) is the source of this 3045-nucleotide messenger RNA. RefSeq lists its product as uncharacterized. Bases 170 to 2632 code for a protein of 820 amino acids. The transcript has 20 exons. Lineage: Eukaryota; Viridiplantae; Streptophyta; Magnoliopsida; Rosales; Cannabaceae. The record is from RefSeq and is a predicted model, not a curated record. Gene Ontology annotation, cellular component: plasma membrane.